Molecule: messenger RNA, 2433 nt
Organism: Penicillium nucicola
Lineage: Eukaryota; Fungi; Ascomycota; Eurotiomycetes; Eurotiales; Aspergillaceae
Product: Zn(II)2Cys6 transcription factor domain-containing protein
Exons: 2
Coding region: 1-2433 (810 amino acids)
Biological process (GO): regulation of DNA-templated transcription
Molecular function (GO): zinc ion binding; DNA-binding transcription factor activity, RNA polymerase II-specific
Source: RefSeq, a predicted model, not a curated record
AUGCAGGACUCCCGCCGACGUCAGCUUCAUAGCUGCGAUCAAUGCCGCAAAGGAAAGAGAGGCUGCGAUGCACCGAAAAUGCGAAGAGAGAACGGCUUCUCUUGCUCAAACUGCAAACGAUGGAAGAAGGAUUGCACGUUUAACUGGCUUGCGGUAAAGCACACAGCCCACGCCGGGGGCCAGAAGAAGAAAAUAGCCACUGCAGCCAAAUCAAAUUGCAAUAGUGAUCCUUCUUCUGUUCCGAACUCCCUUAACUUCCUACUUGAUGAGGCGCUACAGCCUUCACAGUUGCACACUUCCCAUCCGACGCACUCGGCUGAUAUUUCAAGCUUCGCUUCAUCUUCCCCAUCCUCCAUUAUCCCGGAAGAACCAAUCAUUGAAGGUUCAGACUCGAGCAAUGGACUCGACAGCCAUUCGGGGGGAUUUCCUUGGAUUCUAGACAGCCCGGAUGACUGGAAUGCCAGUGCAAUUACCCAGGGUUCUGAGAAGGCCUUGGGAGACAUUGGCUUUCAACACAAUUGGCAUACCUCUCUUCCAAUCUCUUUCGGUAAUAAAUUUGAAUUGGGUCACCAGAUUGAAGAUGAAUCCAACACGUCGCCAUCUGAGUCCACAGAGUCCACACUUCAGCAGAGAACAUACCACCAUCCCACAGGAUCUACUUCUUAUGACCCAAUGAAGCUUGGUAAUCAGAAAUUGUUUUGUAUCUCAUCCAACAAUGCAGCUAGAGAUUUUGCGCGGGCAACAAUGACACGAAACUUGAUUCGCAUAUACCACGACAGUAUGGAAAACGCCCUGUCGUGCUGGCUGACAGAGCACAACUGCCCUUACAGCGACUCUACCGGGGUACUGCUACCCGAAAGAGGAAAGAAAGAUUGGGGACCAAGCUGGUCGAACCGAAUGUGCAUUCGGGUCUGUCGCUUGGAUCGUGCCUCCUCUUCAAUACGCGGUCGAUCUUUGAGUGCCGAGGAAGAUGGGAUUGCAUUCAAGACUCUGCAUUUGGCAAUCAUGGCUUUUGCUUCCCAGUGGACUCAGCAUGCCCGAAAAGGUACAUCUUUGUCCGUUCCAGCAGAAAUCGAUUGUGAUGAAAGAGCAAUCAGAGUGAAUGUCUGGAACAAGGCGAAGAAAGCAUUGGAGCAGUCAACCGGCAUACCAUCUUUUCGAAUCAUUUUCGCGAAUAUAAUUUUCUCCCUGACACAAAGUCCGCUGGACAAAACACACGACUCUCGCUUGGAUCGCCUUUUAGAGAAUGACCCUGCGCCAGUCUUUCUCGAAAAUGCCAAUCGCCAGCUUUUCACCCUUCGCCACAAAUUCACAAGACGCCAACGUGAGGCAGCUUUUUUGACACGAGAUAGUAGAAGAGGGUCAUUAGGAUCCACCAUGACCGAUAUCUUCGAAGCUGCAGCUCCUUCAACUCCGCGUAAUGAUCCAAUUCUCACAAGCCAUGAAUAUCGAAGCACGCUAGGCCUAAUGUUCUGGCUGGGAGUCAUGUUUGAUACUCUAAGCGCAGCGAUGUACCAGCGCCCCCUCGUGGUUUCGGAUGAAGACAGUCAGAUUGCAUCAGCAUCACCUACCAUCAUUGAGCCUAGAUUUGAGGUCGAUCUGGACGGCUGGACUAUUUCAGCAAAUACAAGUCUCCAGAGUAAGGAUGUAUGGGGGGAUUUCUUCCUGCACCCUCCGGCUGACGCCCCAGAAUCUAACACAACUCAACCAAGAUGGCCAUGCUCUUACGAAGAAGCUGCAUCUGUGCUUUCAGAGGCAACCCCUGUCAAAGUCCUGCUAUACCGUCGAGUGACGCAACUCCAGACUCUUGUGUACCGAGGGGCAAGCAGCGAAUGCUUGGAAAGCUUGAUCAAGAGGACAAUGUUAGUCUAUGAGCACUGGAACUCCACGUAUCAGAGUUUUAUGCUAGACUGCGUCGCCAGCCAUGAACAACUGCCACCUCGCAUACAAUCAUGGUACAUUAUUCUUGAUGGGCAUUGGCAUCUUGCUACAAUGCUUUUGGCAGAUGUCAUAGAAAACAUCGACAAUGGACGGCUCAGCUCUAUCACUGGACGUCGCACACGCGAGGCUACAAACAUCGUGUCAAAUCUGAGGAAAGAGAAUGCAAUGGCAGUUGGGGCACUAGCUCGAUCCUCACUCCAAGGACAAGCGCCCUCUAUAAAUGGCCAUUUCCACGAUUCUCUCAACGAGGUCGCCUUUCUAGUUGAGCCGUGGACUGUUGUCCUUAUACAUUCUUUUGCAAAGGCUGGCUAUAUAUCUUUGGACUACUUGGAUGUAUCUGAUGAGCAUGGUGAAUUGGUCGAUAAUUUCCGAAAUAAUUGUGAACAGUGUAUCUCUGCGCUUCAAUAUCUCGGCAGAAAGUCUGAUAUGGCUUCGUUGGUUGCUGAAAAUCUAUCGAUGUCUUUGGAUUUGAAGCUAAGCUUGAGAAUCUGA